Molecule: messenger RNA, 4650 nt
Organism: Ilyonectria robusta
Lineage: Eukaryota; Fungi; Ascomycota; Sordariomycetes; Hypocreales; Nectriaceae
Exons: 2
Coding region: 1-4650 (1549 amino acids)
Biological process (GO): regulation of ARF protein signal transduction
Molecular function (GO): guanyl-nucleotide exchange factor activity
Source: RefSeq, a predicted model, not a curated record
AUGCCUUCGACGGACAAUGCUCGCCGCUGGACUCGCCGUCGAACUCGCGCGGACCUGAUCAUCAACACCUCGUCCUCCCUUGCGUCGCCGUCGUAUUCCUUCCCCAGAGACAGAGACGCCGCUCCGCAGCCGCAGACGCCGCCGCCAGCAGACUGCAAGCCGCCGCCGGCCCUGUCUAAGUCACACCCCGACGCAGAUAGUCGGGCGCUUAGUAGAUUGCCGUCCUCCUCCCGCCACACACAUGAAUCGUUUUUAGACAACCCGACUCCCGUCGAGGACGACAUGGCCGACCGUCUGCCUCGCGCUACCCAGCGGGACUCGCACGACCUCUCGCUGUCGCCGAGGAACGUCACCCGUGACUCUCUCGUCACCAACAUGCUCCUGUCGCUCGACCAGUUUUCCAUGGCACAGUUGGGCGACAGGUACGACAAACCCGACAAGCACGAGAAGCACGAUAAGUACGGGGCUGGACCGCGAUCACAUACCUACGACGACGCCGCACCCCAGUUUGGCGCCGCCGACCCCCAGAGGACGUGGACUGCCACCUCGUCCGUCAACGGCGCACGAGUCAACGGACAUCAAUACUCCUACAGCUCCGACCUGGAAGCCGCCGACGACUCCAGCCGCCUGUCCAGCCAGCAGUCUCGCGGCCGACGCAGCAACAGCAGCUCCAACUUCCAGUCGGGCUUCACGCGCCUCAACAGCGUGCGAGAGUCGAGCCACCGCACGCAGCAGCCAGGGCCCACGCGGGCGAUGCACUCGCGAGGCGGCAAGCCAGGAAGCAAGAGCAGCAGCACCACCAGCGCCAGCGUCGACGCCGGGUACGCACAAGUCCUCGGCAGCCAGCGCUGGGCACGAGGUUUCGGACGAUCGGCCAGCUUCGACUACGGACCCGCACCGCCGCAGAACAACCCCGAGCCGGCGCCGUUCCGAGUAGAAUUCCCAAACAACUUCCUCGCCGACGAGUACGACGCCGCCCCGACCCCGACCGUCCCCGGAGGCCCUCGCCGCGAGACCGCGAAGCCCACAAUGCAGCCUUCGGUGCCGCCGCCGCCGCCGGCUCCCCUCGAACUUCCGCCCCUGGACCAUAAACGCAGCAGCCGGUCGUUGCGGAGCGUCUCUGCCCGCAACAAGAGCGGCAGCAAUCUACGAGAAACGGCCCCUGCCGUGCCGGCAUUGGACCUUGACUCAGCACCUGCACCACAUGUCGGCUAUGAGAAGGCCAAGGAUCCGGCCGUGCACAGCUCUGCACCUGCAACUGCACCUGCACCCGCCCCCGUGAAGGAGCGACCUGGGUUUUUCAGACGGGUCUUUGGCGGCGGCUCCAAGAACAACUCGCACAACUCACACAACUCAAAUAACAGCCACAACGACGCCGCCAACUCUCCCCACUCGUCCCCGGCUGUCGAUCACGCUGGAAGCGGCAAGAUGCAUGGGAGCUCCUCCGCGCCGCCCUCGCGCGACACCUCGUCCUCCCACUCCCACCAUCCGGUCUUGCAGAAGAAGCCCUCGUCCUUCUUCCGCCGCCGCAAGAAGUCCGUCACCGAUGACCCUCCUCCUCUACCCGCCUUUCCCACGCCGCCGAUGCCUCGCGUUGCCCCCAUCAAUCUCCCUGGCGGAGGGGACAGGAUCGUUUCUUUGCCUGAACAAAGCCCGGUCAGCAGCCUGCGGAAGGUCAUGAACCCGUACCUGCGUUCGGCUGCGGGUGCCAAUGGUUAUCCAGCAGGCCAAGGCCCCUCUCCUCUGGCUGACAUCUCCAACCUCUCCCACGAGCUUGACGAUGACGACAUUGACGACAGGCUUGAAUACAAGCGAGACUUCUCUCCAGACUACUCACCUAGCCCCAACGCCAAGAUCCGAGCUGUCCAUGGCGAUUCGGACGAUUACCACACACGGGGAACUGAAACACCCUCACGCCCACCCCUGGAGCGACCUAUGAAGGGUAUGGGGACCCGUAACAACUCGUUCCUGGACCUCGACGGUGCCAGUGAUAAUGAGGAUACCCAUGAUAGCCCAUCCCAUGGAAGACUUUCCGCCAAGACUAGGGAGAGGACCGGUGAUACCACACCCCGAGGACGAGUUUCUCCCCAACCUGCGAACGACAAUACAAUCAAGGGCAAGAAGUCUUUCCAUCGAGUCGAGCAGACUGAUUCCGAAGAUGAUCCCAGCCGUUCGAAUCUGGCGUUGCCCAUCGAAGGUGCACGGGCGACGAGCCCCGCCGGCUCCGUUAGCACCGGCACCGACUACAAGUCGGCUCUCAGUGCUCCUCCGAGCGUGAGAAUCGACGGCUCUGCUGAUCCUAGCCCUAAGGUGCUCGGAACCUUCGACGCCAUCAAGGCUAAGCCACUCGAUGAGCCCGAGUUCGUUAUUGGUGACCCUACUGAGGACGAUCGACAGAAGGCUCAGAAGAUCUACGAUGGCAACGAAGACUUUAUUCAGAAGUUGAAAGCUGCUGCUUGGAUGGGCGAGGAAGGCCCAAUCAGGCAACGGACUCUCCAGGCUUACAUGGAACUAUACGAUUUCACGAGUCAGAGUAUUGUCUAUGCAUUGCGGCAAGUAUGUGGGCGUCUCGUGUUCCGUGCUGAGACACAGCAAGUCGAUCGAAUUCUGGUUGCCUUUUCCAAGCGAUGGUGCGACUGCAACCCCAACCAUGGGUUCAAGGCUACUGAUGUCAUCCAUACCAUCUGUUACUCCAUCAUGCUCCUCAACACCGAUUUGCACAUGGCCGAUAUCGAACAGAAGAUGACCCGUAGCCAGUUCGUCAAGAACACCAUGGGAACCAUCACGCAAGCCGUUAUUGAGUCGGUACCCGAUGCUUUUCAUCGCCCCAGCAUCCUUCCUGGAAAGGAUGGCAUGCUGAACGGCAACGAGAAUCAGGAACCACCCGCGGAGCAUGACCGCAGGUCGUUCAGAAACUCUUUCCGACCCCCUCCUCGUGCCGAUUCUGGUACUUUGCCGGCUGAACCCGAUGAUGACUGCGGCCCCCUGGUCAAAUCCCAGUUCAAUGGAUCCAAGAAGGCUUGGGAAGAGCAAAUUGAAGUUGUGCUCAAGGGCAUCUACACAUCUAUUCGGGAUCAGCGUCUGCCCCUCUUUGGCGCUGAGCCUGAGAAGAAUCUCAACAUGCCGGGUUCUAGCAGCGGUGGUCUCUCCGUCAUGGGAAUGCUCAAGAGGACCCCCAGCGUCCUCAGCAAGGCACCUUCUGAAAGCCAACUUUCCAUUCGCGGCCGUAUCCCCGAGAAUGGCCGGGCCAAUACAGCGAGAUGGAACUCCAAAAGCCGGUCACGAAACGGGAUGGGUCGUAAUGGCUUCUCGUCUAGUCGUACAAGCUUUGACGAUGGCAAUUCUUUGUGGAGCCCUGCCGGAUCUUCAGCCACCUGGAGCCGCCAUUCUCUGGGCAGAACCCAAACAUCAGUAUCGCAAGAUUCGUUUGGUUCGGCAAUGCCUCGUGGGGAUUACCAGCAGUCGAUUGGCUUUGCUAAUGCCUUGAGCCAGGCAAUAACCCGAGACGAGGACCUCUAUGGAGACGGCGCACCGUCCGUCAUGAGCGCUGACAUUUCCAAUACACAAUUUCUUGAGGAUGAGUCGCUGGAGCUCGCAGGUCCUCCUUGGGUCAAGGAGGGAAUGGUGAUCCACAAGCAUCAUCUUGAUGGCGUGGAGAAAAAGGCUAGAGAUAGACACUGGUCCGAGGUGUUUGCCGUCAUUCAGAAAGGUCAGAUGAGUCUGUUUUCGUUCACCCCGAACAAGUCAAUGCGACAGAAGAACCGGAAGAAUGCCGGCUCCAACAUCGCUGUGGGAGGUGGCAACUGGCAGGAUAAUGCCACCAACAUGGGCACUUUCAGCCUGCGGCAAACUCUCGCAUCGGCUCUCCCACCACCUGGAUAUUCUCGCACUCGCCCAAAUGUCUGGGCGCUGAGUCUACCCACUGGUGCUGUUCACCUGUUCCAGGUUGGCACGCCCGAGAUUGGCAAGGAGUUCGUCAACACGGUGAACUACUGGAGUGCUCGUCUCAGCACCCAUCCGUUGAUUGGUGGAAUAAGCAACAUUGAGUAUGGAUGGAGUGAUGCAAUUGUCAACAAUGCUCUAGUCACCGUUAUCAACGAGACGACUCAUGGCAAGACUUCUCGCCCAGGAAGCAGCGCGGCUCCUGGCCGCAGAUCGAGCGUCACCAGUGCUAGCUUCCGAGGAUCAAGCUUCGACCACGUUACCGGUGCUUUUACAAACAACAGCGGCCGAGGAAAGCUUCCUGGUGAUCGCGUUCACAUUUCGGAUUGGUCGCCGCCCACUCAGAGCAUGCGGCCCAGCAACUCUUCAGAGGCUGAGCAACUUGACACUCUCGACGCCUAUGUCAAGGGUAUUGAGGCUGAACUGCAAUCCCAUAACCAACUCCGCAGUCCUAUGCUGCUCGCCUUUACUCCUAGGGGGGCUAAUGCUAACAAAGCAAUGUCCAACUGGGAGCGCAAGAGUGCGUAUUUGCUUCGCGAGAUUGUCAAGUUUACGACGUAUGUCGACUGUCUUCAGCAAGCUGAGACGAGGAAGAAUGAGAUUUACACCGAGAGGGACCUCGCGCAGCGAGCUGCAAGAGGUGAGUUGAGCGAUGGAGAUAUGGAGUUAAGCGCUGGCGAGGAGGGUGACAUUACUCUGAGACCAUGA